AUGAGUAUCAUAGUGGUCCUCGGGGCGACAGGGGUUCAAGGAGGAAGUGUAGUCAAAGCCUUCUCGUCCGUUCCCGGUUGGCAUGUUCGAGCUGUUACUCGCGACCCCUCCAAGCCAGCAGCACGCCAGUUGGAGCAAGGAGGAGUCGAGGUAGUCAAGGGCGAUCUCGAUGACCCAAAGUCAUUGGCUGCUGCCUUUGAGGGCGCAACUGCCGUCUUCGGGGUUACCAACUUCGUGGAAACGUUCGAUGCGGAGCGAGAAUAUCGUCAAGGGCGAAACAUCGCUGAUGCUGCGGUAGAAGCUAAAGUGAACCAUCUCAUCUGGUCGUCGUUGCCACAUAUGACAAAACUGAGCGAUGGCAAUAUUGCAGUUCCCCAUUGUGACUCCAAGGCCAUGGUCGAGGAGUACAUUCGGGAAACCGGGUUGAAUGCAACCUAUCUUUGGGUCGGUCAUUAUAUGAGCGGCCUCGCAUCGGAUGGAUCAUUCCUCAAAAUACAAAAGGAUAGUGACGGCGUCUAUACUGUCAAAGUUCCCUGCGCGCCCUCUACAGUCGUUAGUGCCAUUGACGCUGAGGAAGACGUGGGAAAAUUUGUGAAGGGAAUAGUCGACGGAGGGUCAAAGUUUUAUGGCAAACGUGUACUUGCCGCUGGCGAGCACAUAUCGUAUGCUGAUAUGAUGAAGCAAUGGUCACAAGUUCUUGGCAAGCCAGCAAAGGUGCAAGAGCUGUCAUCCAAGGAAGAGCUGCAAGCAGUCAUGCCGAUUUACACCGAUGGGGUUUGGAACAUGUUUUCCUAUUUCCAGAAUUACGGCCUGAAACGUGGAGCAGACAUUGUGAAUCCUGAAGAGGUUACAGAAUCUACUGUGACCACAUGGAUGGACUACGUCAAGAGAUCGGAUUGGAGUUCUGUUCUCUAG
This is a messenger RNA of Rasamsonia emersonii CBS 393.64, 915 nucleotides long. Its product is annotated as NmrA-like family protein. Lineage: Eukaryota; Fungi; Ascomycota; Eurotiomycetes; Eurotiales; Trichocomaceae. The transcript has 5 exons. Bases 1 to 915 code for a protein of 304 amino acids. The record is from RefSeq and is a predicted model, not a curated record.